GAAAUCUUCAAGAUACGUGAUCUGGAACACAAUCCAGGACUCUUCAGGGAUGAAAGAUUGGAGAACUGGUUACAGGAACGGAAGAAAAGAAGUUCUGUUAUUGGGCCUUUGUUGCAUCAUGAAAUAUCGAACCACAAGUUUCAAGAUGAAGAUGAAUUUACACAAAAUUAUAGAGGUAGACGAGAAAGCGUGCUUAGUGAGAAGUCAAGAAAUACUAUAAAUCAGAGGCCUCAAUACAGUUCUAGGUUAGAUAUACCCCCUAGAUGUAGUUCAAGAAUGGAUAUGUCUCCUAGAUGUAGUUCUAGGAUGGAAACAUCUCCUAGACGUAGUUCUAGGAUGGAAACAUCUCCUAGACGGGGUUCUAGGUUGGAUAUAUCUCCUAGACGUGGUUCUUCUCCUAGCAAGCGACGCGACUUUUUUGUCCACAAGAGGAACAGGAGCCAGUCCGUAUCACCGGGACAGCAACAUCUAAGGACAGUAAUUACACGAGUACCAACAUACUAUGCAGUGUCCAGUCAAGAUGACAGCAAGGUUGAUUAUACAAGCCUGCUGGAUUCAGAUGUCAAAAUGCAGAGAUACUGUGAAGCUAGUACUACUAAAGAACUCAAGGAUUUAGCCAGGGUUCAUCGUAUGUUUCGUCAAAUCCAAAGACAGCUGCACUGCCCAGAACACCAGGAAAUCUUCAAGAUACGUGAUCUGGAACACAAUCCAGGACUCUUCAGGGAUGAAAGAUUGGAGAACUGGUUACAGGAACGGAAGAAAAGAAGUUCUGUUAUUGGGCCUUUGUUGCAUCAUGAAAUAUCGAACCACAAGUUUCAAGAUGAAGAUGAAUUUACACAAAAUUAUAGAGGUAGACGAGAAAGCGUGCUUAGUGAGAAGUCAAGAAAUACUAUAAAUCAGAGGCCUCAAUACAGUUCUAGGUUAGAUAUACCCCCUAGAUGUAGUUCAAGAAUGGAUAUGUCUCCUAGAUGUAGUUCUAGGAUGGAAACAUCUCCUAGACGUAGUUCUAGGAUGGAAACAUCUCCUAGACGGGGUUCUAGGUUGGAUAUAUCUCCUAGACGUGGUUCUUCUCCUAGCAAGCGACGCGACUUUUUUGUCCACAAGAGGAACAGGAGCCAGUCCGUAUCACCGGGACAGCAACAUCUAAGAAUUCGUCCAUUGAUGGAAAGCUGGAGUGAAGGAGAUAUAGAUGCAGGGGACAGACUGGAAGGUUUUGGGUCAGACUCAGAUUACAACCUACAGUACGGUCGUAGAAAGCAAAGCACAGUUUCAAGAAGAUCGAGUAGAAGUGCAAAAUCAGAACUUGCAAGAAUAAGAAAGAAAGAACAGGAGUUGGCCGAAGGAAGACGACGUGCAAAUUUUAUUGUUACUUCCGGGGCAUUCACACUCAUUCUACUUGCCGCAUUUCUAGGUUUCACAUUAGGCCAAUAUGCAUGAAAUGUAUUUGGUUGAUACAAUUUUAUCUAUGAGAUUAUUAGCUUUUAAAAUUUCAUAAAUUUGAAAUUUUUAGCUUGCUGAUAAAUAUUUUAUGUAAUUUAAUGGGAGCACAAGUUUACACAUGUGCACACUUUGUGAAGGUGAUCUAUUUUUCUAUUUUUGGCCGCAGCAUCAGGUGCCAACCUGUUGCCGGGUCGAUCAGCCCAUUUACCUGUCCUAAGGUGCAGCAAUAUGUAUACAAG
This is a messenger RNA of Eurytemora carolleeae, 1679 nucleotides long. RefSeq lists its product as uncharacterized. The transcript is spliced from 16 exons. NCBI's taxonomy places the organism in Eukaryota, Metazoa, Arthropoda, Copepoda, Calanoida, Temoridae. The annotation marks the transcript as partial. The record is from RefSeq and is a predicted model, not a curated record.